This is a messenger RNA of Saccostrea cuccullata (small rock oyster), 1602 nucleotides long. RefSeq lists its product as uncharacterized. NCBI's taxonomy places the organism in Eukaryota, Metazoa, Mollusca, Bivalvia, Ostreida, Ostreidae. The transcript is spliced from 10 exons. The record is from RefSeq and is a predicted model, not a curated record. The coding region runs from base 125 to 1480 and encodes 451 amino acids.
AAACGAACGCCUGUUUGGUACUGCCAAAUAUGGAGAGAGAUGCUGACAGCCAAUCACAAGUCGGGAUGGAAAGGCGCUCAGGCAUAAAUGCGGCCUAUCACGAAUUCAAAAGCAAGAUGCGAAAAUGGCCAGUGUGAACAUGGACUACAGCGGCCCAGAACAAGAUAACGAGAGUCAGGAGAGUUUACAUUUAGCGUUAGAAGAUACGGAAAUCGAGUCCCUAGACUGUAGUGAUAUUGAUAGCACGACAAUCACCCCAGUGAAGAAGAAAAAGCGCCACCGGAGCCCGGGCGCCCUUAGACGUGUACGUGUCCUAAGGCCCCUCUCCCAAACAAGUGAUGCUGCGUCGGAAUCUGACUCAAUUCUGAAUGCUAAAGAAAAGCUUGUACAGAGUUCAAGGAACAAAGAAUCUGAGCCUGAGCAGACUCCGUCAACUUCUGGCAAGAAAUCAAGAGUGGCUGUUGUAAGGAGAUCGCCAAGAAAAAAGAAAAGUGAUGAGAGAUCAAUACUGCAAGACUCAGACAAUGAUACAGAUGCUGACACUCAAUCCCCCCCAUGGGCAAUGUCUAGCACCAGUGCUUUGAGAAGAUCGCCAAGAAAGAAAACAAGCAAGUCAUCCAGAGAAGCAUCACAAAGAAAUGUGGACAACAUAAAUAAAACUCCUAGAGGUCCUCAAGUACCUACUCAGCCUGAAAACUCCUCAGAAACAGUUACUCCAAAUCGUACCUUAAGUAAAGGUAUACAAGGACAAUUAAAAGAAAUGCAAGCAACUCAAAAAGAAAUCCUCUCAACAAUAAAGGUGGUAAGAAAUGAAGUACGGGAUCUGAAGAGGGAGUUCGAAAAAAGAAAGGAAGAAACAAAAGAGAUCAUCAGUGUACCAAACAGAAUAAGGAAUAAUGUAAAGGAAUUUUACGCUUGUGGAGAGGACAGGGAAUUAAAAUGGGAUUUCAAGAAAAGAUACAAUGAUGAAGCAAACAACGAAAUGACUGACUUCAUAAAGAAAAGUGUCAAAGGAGUUGCACCAGAUGUGUCGAAUGAAGUUUUAGAUACUGCUGUGAAGCGAUAUUUUACUUCUAAAAAGGAAGGGGCCACCAGAAAAGCAAAGAAUAAAGAUCUACUUCAUAGGCAGCGUCAGGCAUCUUAUGAAAGAAAAAAUGAGAAAUUAAGACGAAGAUUGGUUGCCACAGACAGAAAGAAGAAUUGGCCAGAAGAUAAGAGAGCAUCAGUGAAAAAAUUUUUAAGCCAUAAACAGUCAUACAAGUACAUGUCCAGUGAUGAAGAGGCAGCGGAUGGCUUUAUCUCACACCCAUAUUCUUGGGAAAGUGAGACAUGGAAACAUGUCAAGGACAGUUUGGAUAAAAAAUACUUGGAAACAUGUCCACCAAGGAGCAAAAGACUAGUACAAAAACGAACAGCAGGUUCCACCAAAGAACAAGAAGCACCAGAACACGACGAGGAAUUCAACUGGGUUUUCAAAUAAACUAUUACACUUGUAGCACUUUCUUGGUUUGAUUGUUAGGCCAUGCUUUGACUGCUGGAUUUUGUCUACAAAUCAUUUUUUACAUGUGUUUUGAAACUUUCUACCUUUUAUUUUACAGUACU